Molecule: messenger RNA, 5090 nt
Organism: Astyanax mexicanus (Mexican tetra)
Lineage: Eukaryota; Metazoa; Chordata; Actinopteri; Characiformes; Acestrorhamphidae
Gene: dachc
Product: dachshund c
Exons: 11
Coding region: 917-2674 (585 amino acids)
Source: RefSeq, a predicted model, not a curated record
UGGGUGUGGUUACUUGUCUGUCCUUCUUCUUUGGCUCCUCCCCCUCAGCUUCAACGCGUGAGAGCACCAGCUCCAUCCUCCUUCAGUUCUUCGCUCCCUCGCGCGUUGUCACUGUAUCACGGCUUAUUUGAUCAUUGAUGGUGUGACUCUCGCGCUUCACUUUUUUCUUUUUUUCCUCUUUUGAAUCCAAGAAAACACUUUUAUUCCUUCGUUUCUUCUGUCUUUCUUUCGUUUCUACUCAAAUCACUCUCUUUUUCGCUCGCUCGCGACGGUUAACUCUCGCGUUCACCUUUAUCACCACUUCAGGGUUCGACCAUUUUUACUUUUAAUUUUUUUUAACUCUUUUCUUUGCUCUUUUUUUCGCUUAUUAUUUAUUUCCUUUAUCUUUACGCGUUUUAAGGCUACCGACAUGCUUGCAUGCUUCUCAUAUUUCAUGCAAUCAUAUCUACCAACACUUAUUUACUACUUUUAGAUUAAAUCAAUCUUUGCUGCAUCUUUGCUUACUUUUUUUUAUUUCAAAACUACUUUUACUCGCGCGCUCUGUUCUUUCGCUUCUCUGUACGUAUCUACUUUUUUCACUCGUGCACAACUCUUUUCAUAUUUAACUACUUUUUUUACUUUCGCGCUUUUUUGUCUUAUAUCCUUCAUUUUUUUUAUUUUUCUUUACACGUAUCAUCCUUUCUUUUCACUAAUUUCAAGCGAAAUAAUAAGCUCUGUAAUCACUUCUUUCAUAUUUACUUAUUUUUUAAUCAAAAGGCGCAAUUCUUUCGUUCCUUCUUUUUAUACUCUUCUUUUCGUCCGCACGCGCGCGACUCAUCUCAUCUCAUCUCUCGUAAUCAUCUCUACUGUCACCACCAUCACCACCUAAAACCGCCUAUAUUAUUAUUGUAAUUAAUAAUAAUAAUAAAAUAACGCAAUGGCCACUUCGGUUCCACUGCUGCCCUCGGCGCCUCCGGUCUCGGUCCCGAGCUCGGUUCCCACGCCGGCCACGCUCUCUCCGUCCUCCGUCCCGAGCCUGUUCCGCCCCGAGGCGCUGCUCCAGUCCGUCACCACGGUGGCGGUGAGCGCCAAGCCCGCGUACUGCACGCCCUCGCCGGUGGAGAACACGCCGCAGAACAACGAGUGCCGCAUGGUGGAGGUGCGCGGCGCCAAGCUCGCCUCGUUCACCGUCAGCGGCCGCGAGCUCAUCUGCCUGCCCCAGGCCUUCGAGCUCUUCCUUAAGCACCUGGUGGGCGGACUGCACACCGUCUACACCAAGCUGAAGAGGCUCGAGAUCACGCCGGUGGUCUGCAACGUGGAGCAGGUGCGCGUGCUGCGCGGGCUCGGCGCCAUCCAGCCCGGGGUGAACCGCUGCAAACUCAUCUCCAAGAAGGACUUCGAGACCCUCUACAACGACUGCACCAACGCCAGCUCCAGACCCGGACGACCCCCCAAAAGAACCCAGAGCGUGACGUCACCCGACAGCCCCCACGUCCUGCCCCACUCCGUCUCUGGACUCAUGUCUUCUGGGAUGAUGUCUCACACAGGUCUAACAGCUGCCACUCUAGCAGAAGCCAUGAAGAAGAAGAUUAAAAUGGAGGUGUUGAACAGCUACCACAGCAGUAACAACCAUGGUGCAGACUCUGAGAAUGGAGACAUCAACUCCAGUAUGGCAGGUUUGGAGCUGCCGUUCAUGAUGAUGUCACAUCCCCUGAUCCCCGUCAGCCUGCCCCCUGCCUCGGUCACCAUGGCCAUGAACCAGAUGAACCACCUGAGCACCAUCGCCAACAUGGCCGCUGCCGUCCAGGCCCAUAAUGACUCUUCUAGAAUGGCCACUUCAGUCAUUAAGGAGCGAGUUCCAGACAGUCCGUCCCCGGCUCCGUCUCUGGAUGACUGUCGCAGAUCGGGAAGUCACUUGUCCUCCAGGCAGAGCAGCAGUGUGUCCAGCUCUCCAGCCCACACUGAGAGUUCCUCAGACCGGCCACAUGUUCAUCAGAACGGCCUUUCUCUGGGUCACGCCCUGUUAGGCCUGUCUCCUAGUGCGCCCCCGGGUCCCAAAGAGGGAGAUCUGGCAACCCAAGACAUAAGCCACGAGACGAGGAGGACGCAUGCAGAGAAAGAGGAGAGUCUGCUGUGCACCCCCACGUCUCGAGAGAGCUACGAGCGCCUCUCCCACCCCGGACCCACGCUCCCGCCCGGAUUCCCCGCCCCCCUGCUCUUUCCUGAAGGCCUGUCCUCCAUAGAAACACUCCUCACCAACAUACAGGGUCUGCUGAAGGUGGCGAUAGAUAACGCCCGGGCGCAGGAGAAGCAGGUGCAGCUGGAGAAGACGGAGCUGAAGAUGGAGCUGUAUCGGGAGCGGGAGCUGCGGGAGACGCUGGAGAGACAGCUGUGUGUGGAGCAGAAGAAUCGAGCUCUGAUCCAUAAGCGUCUGAAGAAGGAGAAGAAGACGAAGAGGAAGCUGCAGGAAGCUCUGGAGUACGAGUCCAAGAGGCGUGACCAGGCCGAGCAGACGCUGCAGCAGACGUCCACCAGCGAGCACGCCCGAACUCCAACCGAGGCUCCUUCUCAGGAAAUGGAGACUGACCUAAGCAACGACAGGACAGACGCUGAGAGAACGAUACCAGCUUCAUUAGUAUCCCACUCUCGUUUCACAGACGGACGCCUUUUCCUCAAGUCCGCAGUGAUGUACUGAAAGGAAAAUGGGGCGGAGCUUCAACACGCCAAUCAAUCCGUCCAUCCAUCCGGGGGGGGAGAGAGAGCUGAGCGUCCGGAGCAGAGAGUAACGACGACAACACCACUCGAUUCGAUAUCGGAGGACUGGAGGACUGCAGACGUUUCAAGGACUUACUGCAAAGAGACGUUCACAAGCAUUGGAAAUCAAUGCCCUCAACCAGUCUGCCUCGACUCUCCUGUACCUCGUUCCUCCACCUGCGAGAAGCUGAAGAGACUAAAAAAGACACACGAAAAGAAAAAGACACAAAAAAUAGACAAAAAGGAGGCAAGAAGCGUUUUCUAGGGUAUCGAAACCAGCCACACUACACUAUACUACACUACACUACACUACACUGAAGACUGAUAUAGACUCUUUAUAUCACUCCCUUCUGAUACUCUGCUACGUUUUUCUUUUUUUUUGUGUUGAAGUAUCUAUAAAGCGUUGCACACUCAUCAUAAUCCAAAAAAAAAAAAAACUAGAGUUACAAAAGUGUGAAUUGCAAUGGUGUUUAAAAAGGAAAGGUUUUUUUUAAAACAAGUUACCAGGAGCAAUAAAUUCACAAAUGAAUUUAGACCGAUAUGAUGCUUGAUUUUUGGGGCGUGUCGGUGUGUCUUUGGUGUGUCUAUCAUGAUGACGCAAAAAAUUAGUACGCCUUGUACUAAUUCUCUUAAUUAACCAUGGUUGUAGAUCAUUUUGGCCGUAACGCGAAAUAAACCAAUCAAAGUGUCAUUCCCAGCAGUCAUUCCCUUUAAGAAGCGGGUGAGCUCUGACUUUGGCACGUUCGUAUCUUAACAGCACGCCGCUUUUGCAGUGUAUCUCAGCAGAGGAUAUAGACCUGCUGUGAAGGUACGCCAGCAGCUCAUUUAAGGAUUUAAGAGAACAGUAAUGUUAUUUUAUUCUUUAUUCUGUUUAUUGUUGAGUUAAAAGUCAGGAAUGGACUCUGACGUUUGACUGAUGUCAGGGUUUUAAUCAGUGAGUGGCGCACCUGAAGCAACACGCCAAAAUGUUACCUGAACACACCUCAAUUCCAGACCACCACGCCAGUCCAUCAGUGUAGAUUUAUUCCUAGACUCUGAUGCUAUUUAAACAGCGCCGGCACACGGCGUGAAAAUAGGCUGUUGACGGGGUGUAAGAUAGCAAAGAGCAUCGUGAAGCACCUUGCGCAGGGUGUAUGAUAGGAACCUCGGUCAUAUUAAUCGAGCUACAUAUACAGAAAUAUUGGGAAAUGCAUGUGUAACAUGGCGACUUGCCAGAUGUCUCAACAUGUAGAUGGUUGUAGAGGUUCCUAAUGGUGUCUUCUCCACCAGGACAAAAGGGGGAUUCAUUCUACUUUUUCUUAGUGGAGAAAACCAACGAAUCCAUAUAUGAAGGCACUAAGAAGCACUGUGCUAAGAAUCAGCCCAUGUUUUCACUGCUUUAAGGAGUCACUCACUAUGUACGUGAAUGUGGGGGUGUUCAACAAACCAGAAACCGUUUUUUUACAGGUUUACUGGUUCCAGAACAUCAAGAUUGUGGGGCUAGAAUGAAACAGACUUUUCUGGCCGAGAAAUGUAAAUUUUGUGGUGGAAAAGCAGAAAAAACAGAACCGUUUAGGAACUUGGCUCCAGCACUGGCACCAUGCUGGUGGAAAAACACCUUGGGAUGCUACAAAUGUGUUAUACACUACUUCUCUAUGUGUAGCUCAAUAAAUAAGAUCAAUGGAUAUAGCCCCAACAUCAGUAUGAAUAUAUAAUUAUUUAUUGUUCCUGUUGACCUUCAUGUUUCUUCCCAAUCGUGUAUUGCAAUUAGACACUUGUGUAACUAUUUUUUUUUUUUGAUGAUGAUGAUGAUGAUGAUGAUGAUGAUGAGUGCAUUAUUAUUUCAAUGUGUGGGAUCUGAUGAUCUGAUGGGUUUUGAGUUGACUUCUUUCAUUUACAAAAAAAAGGUGACAUUUAAAACAAAAAUGUGUUUUAUUUUGUUGUGUUUUGUUGAAUACUUAAUAUUUCCACAUUAUAUUUCCAACAAAAGGGAGGUUGUCCAUAUUUUUAUGUCCAUAUUCUGGGUUUAUGUCAUUCUGUGUUCUAUGUGGGGUUAUAGCAGAUGUCUCAAAAGAAAAAAAAACUCACAGACAUGGAAAGUGUACAUACAGAAAAAAAAAGAAGUGUAGAGAUAAUAUUGUGCAUUGUAUGUCGUAGAUGUCUUAGGAAAAUCAGUACAAAUACAGAACCUCGUUAAUGAAAUAUCUUGUAUCUAAGUUAUUAUUAUUGUUAUUAUUAUUAUUAUUAUUAUUAAUAUGGUUUCUGAUCAAGUCCAUAACCCACCCUCAUACCCUACUAGGAGAGCAUGCUGGCAUGUCAUUACUUUUGUCGUGUCCACCUGAUAUACAAUAAAGUAUUUUUUCACCUGGUUCAAAGGA